CCUAAAGUGCUUGAUCUACUGACACCAACCAGGAUGAAUGGCUCAGAAGGUAAAAUUGGACCGAAACACUCAGAGGUCAUCGGGGAUUUCCCAGGUCAUGCCCUCCCUGGAGUCUUCUUCUUUGUCAUGGGUCUUUGGUGGAGUACAAAGAGUAUUUUGAAGUAUGUCUGCAAAAAGCAUAAGCAGACCUGCUACCUUGGAUCCAAAGCAUUAUUCCAGCGAUUAGAAUUUUUGGAGGGAAUUGCAAUAGUUACCAUGACAGUGAUUGGUAUAAUUGGUCUACAGUUUUUUGCUGGAGGGCCCCACCUGAUCAUACACAACGAAAGCCCAUGGAGACGAGUGCUGCGUUUGCAACACUUGACCCURUAUUUCUUCUUUGGACUGCUGGGUGUGGCCAGCAUCUUAUGUUCCACCGUCAGUUCAAUUCCAGUCUCCUUAAUCAAGUUAAUGAUGUCAAAUGCCUUCUUUGUGGAGUCUUUYAUCUUCUACAACCACACUCAUGGCCGGGAAAUGCUGGACAUCUUUGUGCACCAGCUGCUGGUCCUCGUCAGCUUUUUGACAGGCCUGAUGGCCUUUAUCGAGUUCCUUGCACAGAAAAAUAUACUUCUGGAGCUCCUGCGGUCAAGCUUCGUCCUGCUACAGGGGAGCUGGUUCUGGCAGAUUGGUUUUGUCCUGUUUCCCCCUGGUGGACGUACUGCAUGGGAUCUGCUAGAUCAUGACAACAUCAUGCUUCUUUCUGUAGGCUUUUGUUGGCUUUACGCAUUGGCCUUCAUUGUCAUUGGAGCGAAUUAUGCUUUUAUCACCUGGUUGGUGAAAUCUAGACUUAAAAAACAGUGCCCUUCAGAAGUUGGACUCCUAAAAACUGUUGAACAAGAACAAGAAUCAGAAGAGGAGAUGUGAUUUUUGAUGGGCAUCUAGUCUAUCUACAUAAACCUAUUCACCUUUGCAUUGUCUUUGCUCAUGGUUUUGUUUCUUGACCUUUUAUUGGAGAUCAAGAGGCAGAGGAUGAUUGUGGUUUGUAUUUUUAAUUUAGUUAAAGUUUGGGAGUUUUAAUACUUUAACUUUGAAAAUACUUUGGGUGGUAAGUUCAUUUGUACAUCAUGCACAUGAUGGUAUUCAGGGACUAGAGUGACUUUUCUCACAUCAUGUAUCAUUUGAUGUCCAUAAUAUGAAACAUACUGGCUUUAUUUGCUUGUGGAUAUGUUCAAGGUUCCUUUC
Molecule: messenger RNA, 1218 nt
Organism: Urocitellus parryii (Arctic ground squirrel)
Lineage: Eukaryota; Metazoa; Chordata; Mammalia; Rodentia; Sciuridae
Source: RefSeq, a predicted model, not a curated record